Monomorium pharaonis (pharaoh ant) is the source of this 1611-nucleotide messenger RNA. RefSeq lists its product as uncharacterized. The coding region runs from base 189 to 1124 and encodes 311 amino acids. The transcript is spliced from 2 exons. NCBI's taxonomy places the organism in Eukaryota, Metazoa, Arthropoda, Insecta, Hymenoptera, Formicidae. The record is from RefSeq and is a predicted model, not a curated record.
ACUAUAUUACUUAUUUUUUCAAAAAAUUAAAAAAACAUUUUUUUUUAUCGUAAAACUUGUAUAAAACAUUUUUUUAUAUUUUAUUUAGUUUAUGAGAUAUCGAGAAAAGGCAAAAAUACUUUCUUAAUUUGGAUUCGUUUGCCCGAGAUUUUCAUUCCGUUGAGGAGAAAAUCGCAAACAUUGGUAUUAUGGAUAAUCAACGUCCAGUAUACUUUGGUCGUCCUGAGAAUCAAAGAGACCCAAACGCAAUCCUCCCUGGUAAUCAACAACAACUUAGAUUACGCAGGCAAAAUGUAGCUGCUAAACCAGCUGAAGCUUUAGCUCAGCAGCAGUUACAACAACCACCACAACCACAACAACCACAACAACAGCAACAACCAGCAAAAGCAGCUCGCGGCAGGAGAUUUCCUAGAGCUAUCAACCCACCUGCUCGCUUACAAACUCAAGCAGACCUUAAAGACGUAAUACCUGAUAAUGAGGGUCCUGCAAAGAGUGCUAUUUUUGCUACAGGCAUGUCUAGUCGCGAAAUUAAUCUGGACACUAGAUUUACACCAUCAGCUAUAGAACGCGACGUAUUACUAAUGCUUGAUCAAUCUGCCUUCUCAAUACCUGAGCCAAUAAUGGUACAGAUUAAAGUUAUUGGUAAUACACAGACAAUGACAAAGGAACAUUUACAUCCAGAGUUCCCCGAACUACCCACUCAACAAAUUGCUGGCUUUGGUGGGUAUUAUGGCAGAAUAAAUGAAGAUACUCACAAUCUAUAUGAGGAAAUACCUUGUAUGGGAGUAUUAAGUGAAGCAGUACGCCAUUCCAUCAGCAACGAACCACCAGGUCCAUACGCCUCAUCAUUAGCUGAAGAAAACUUAACUCCAACAUCAAAUUUGUUAGGUUUUCAAAAUUUAGGAAGUAGAAGAAAUAAAGCUAAAAAUUUAGCUUUUCAUGCUGGAAUAACUAAUAAUGAAUUUCCAAGCUAUCCUCCUAACACAGGAAUAAAUUUAAAUCUUCUACAAGCCAUUUCAGCUCAAUUAUCUCACACUAAAACGUUCAGAGUGCAAACAAUUGCCUUUGGAAACUUAAGUGAGUCUGGAUUAUUGGCAAUUUUUGAAGAAUGGUUUCGUUUAUAAGAACCAACUAAAAAUUUCUAAAUUUAUGUAUUUAUCUUCUCUACAUUUAUGCCAAGUUUCAUUAAAAUCAGAAUUUUUGAGUUCGCGAAGUUCCCUUGUAAGUAAAAGCGGACAUUAACUUUUUUAUAAAAUUUUUUAUUUGUAUUGAACAAAUACUGACAAAGUUCAACUUAUCAUGCAAAGUAUAUAUGUACAGCUAAGAAAAUCUUUUUUAUUUUAAUUUUUUUUUUAAUUUAGUGUAAUCACGAUGUAUACGCAAAAAUUGUCUUACUGUCCUAUUGUUUUAUUAUCUUUUCUAUACAAAUAAUGAUAUAAAGUAAAUGCGCCAAUUAUAAGAAUAUUUAUACAAAAUUUAUUUAUUAUAAUUUUUUAUUAAAAUAUUUAACAAUAAACGGACUUGAUGAUCAAAUAAUUGAAUGAUUAAAAUCAACUAAGGAAAUUAUAGUGAAGCGAAAACUUGGCGUGCCAGGGUCGCAUUUUUUCAAUA